Messenger RNA from Neolamprologus brichardi, 687 nucleotides. NCBI's taxonomy places the organism in Eukaryota, Metazoa, Chordata, Actinopteri, Cichliformes, Cichlidae. The record is from RefSeq and is a predicted model, not a curated record.
GCUAUAAACUGCUGUUUUGAUGGACUCAUGUGCUAUUAUGGCAAAUCUGUGACACUUCAGUGCACCAAGGAAGGCCUGUUCAUCGUGGUGGUGGCCAGAGAUGCAACUCUGCCCGACAUUGACUUGGAGACCAUUUCUUUCUAUAAGAAUGGUCACAGCUGCAAUCCAGAUGGCAGCACUUCAGCUUUUGCCAUCUAUGAGUUCCCUGUCACUGCCUGUGGUACAGUUGUAAAAGAGGGACCUGGUGUUCUAAUCUACGAGAACAGGAUGUCUUCCUUAUACCAAGUGAUUACUGGACCCCAUGGAUCCAUUACCAGGGACACCUACUAUGAGUUGUUGUUCCAGUGCAGAUAUGUUGGCACCACAGUUGAGGUUUUGGUUAUUGAUGUUGGUCCGGUUCCUCCGCCAAACUCAGUUGCAGCUGCUGGACCUGUGCGUGUGGAACUCAAGCUGGCCAAUGGGCAAUGUGUUGCCAAGGGUUGUGUUGAAGAAGAGGAAGUCUACACCUCUUUUUACACCGCUGCCGAAUACCCUGUCAGAAAGGUUUUGAGGGAUCCUGUUUACGUUGAGGUCUACCUGAUGGAGAGGACCGAUCCCAACCUUGUCUUAACUCUUGGAAGAUGUUGGGCAACCUCUGAUUCCUAUCUUCAUAGUCUUCCUCAGUGGGACUUGCUGAUUGAUGGGUAA